AUACAACAUGGUUGUCAUUCGACUGUAGCAUAAGUUAUACAUGUUCGAGGUUCGGCGCUGCUCCAGCUCAAAUCGUGGCUAUGGACUUUGGCUGCGGCCUCAAUGCUCAGUGUGUGCUGAAGAAUGGUAUAAGAGGAUGUCACUGUCUGCCAACUUAUGUGGGCGAUGGUCAAAUAUGCAAUGCUACGAUCUGUCAACCACCUGGGGAUGCCACCUUUGCCACUAUUUCUCAUAUUGGUCCGUACCCUGUAGGUACCACUGUGAAGUACACGUGUUACUCAGGGUACCAGCUUCUGGAUGGAUCUACUUUCGUGCAGCUCACAUGUCUGUCCAGUGGCACGUGGGAUGGGCUGCCACCUAUAUGCAAGCAAAAAACUACUUGCGAUGACCCAGGUCCUGGAAUGAACGCAGUGCGUGAUGUUAAUCAGUUCCCAGUGGUCAACGGGACAGUGAUUACCUACACGUGUAAGCAAGGCUUCACCAUAUAUGGUGGGUUCACGGAGAAGAAAAUCACGUGCUUACUAGGGGGGCGCUUUGAUUGGAGCCCUCCUACUUGUCUUGAGUACACACUUGGUGAGUACUGUGACUACUGCCUUGAUUUGGACGGCCCUGGACAUUACGUAGACAGGACAGACUGCAGCAGGUUUAUCCAGUGUUACAGGUCAGAGACUGGGGAGGCUAUCGCUGUGGUCAAGUACUGCCCGCCAAAUCUAUUUUGGAGCCAGGAGGAUUUAACUUGUGUGAGAUGUGAAGACACUACUUGCACUGGAGUUAAUACAGGGAAACCAGACUGCGGAGACAUAGGAAGUUGUCCAGAAGGGUUCCACGCAAAUCCCAGUAAUUGUGCAGGAUAUAUAUGGUGUACUCAGACGGCCAUUUUGUAUAAAUGUUGCCCAUAUGGAACUGCCUGGAAUGAUACAACUUCAUCUUGUGUGCACAAACCUCCUGAGUGUACAGAUGUCUGUGCUGCGCCUAUUUCUAACAUUACUACUACUACUACAACUGUCGCACCAACAACUACAGGAGAGAGUGGAGUUAUCUGUACUUAUGGACCCUAUAAGAAAGAGGUGAUAGAUAGCACAAGCUAUUAUUUGCUGUGGUACGGAGGGGUUAAGAUCUAUAUGUCAUGUGGAAACCAAGUUUUCGAUGUUUCAAUCUGUGAUUGUGCCAAGUCCAGUGACCUGUGUGAAGGUGAAUACGCCAUUGCCUGUUUUCCAUUUGACAGCCAUUACCAUGACUCCACGGGGAAUAUAUGGUGGACGAAAACUACAAACAUGCAGCUCGUUUCUGUCGCAAAACACGGGAUGUCUGCCUAUUUCAAUGGCAACUCGUCCUUUAUGGAGAUCCCAUUCUUUCAAAAUUACCAGUUCCCAUUAACAUUUACAUGCAGUUUUUGGUACAUGUCUGUCAGUGGUAUGGAUAGCGACAGAAAGGGGCUAGUUAACAAUGGCGACUGUGAGCAUGAACCAAUGUUCACAGUGAGGCUCAGCAAUGGUGAAACUGGAACGCUCAGUGGAGGAGUUUACACAGUGAAUGAACAUAACCUCACCAAUGCAUAUGCAAAUAUACCGAAGUGUAUGUGUGUGUGUGUUUGA
Messenger RNA from Lingula anatina, 1595 nucleotides. RefSeq lists its product as uncharacterized. Gene Ontology annotation, cellular component: extracellular region. NCBI's taxonomy places the organism in Eukaryota, Metazoa, Brachiopoda, Lingulata, Lingulida, Lingulidae. The record is from RefSeq and is a predicted model, not a curated record. Gene Ontology annotation, molecular function: calcium ion binding; chitin binding.